AGGAACGCAGCAGCGCUCAGACCCGCAGCGCGUCGCCGGUGUCGAUCAUGCCUCUGUCCGGGAAAGUGGCUCUGGUGACCGGAGGAGCUCAGGGCAUCGGGAGGGCAGUGGUCCAGUCUCUGCUGAAGAGCUCGGCAAAGGUGGCCGUUGUGGACCUGAACAAGACGGUGGGGGAGCAGCUCCAGGCCCAGCUGGACGCCGACUUCGGGGAGGAACGGAGCGCGUUCAUCCAGUGUGACGUCACAGAAGGCGACGCUCUGAGAGACGCCUUCCAGAGGACGGUGGACCAGUUUGGACGCCUGGACAUCGUCAUCAACAACGCCGGCAUCAACAACGAGAAGAACUGGGAGAAAACUAUCCAGGUCAACCUGACCUCAGUGAUAAAGGGAACCUACUUGGCCCUGGAGCACAUGAGCAAAGAGUUCGGCAAGGAAGGAGGAACCAUCAUCAACGUGUCCUCCAUGGCAGCAUUCCUCCACUCCCCGCAUCAGCCCGUCUACACGGCCACCAAACACGGAGUGAUCGGCUUCUCCCGAGCGAUGGCGGACGCCGCUGCUCAGGACGACUACGGCGUCCGCAUCAACGUCCUGUGUCCCGCCUUCGUCGACACGCCGCUGCUGCACACCGUGGAGGACGAGGACAACAUGGGGAAGUUCGUCAAGUUCAAGGACGACUUCAAGCACAGCAUGAACAAGUUUGGGGUUCUACAGCCGUCGCUCAUUGCUGAAGGGAUGAUGAGGCUCAUUUCGGACCCGAGCCUGAACGGCGCCGUGAUGAAGAUCACCUGCGCCAAGGGAAUCCACUUCCACACGUACGAACCCAUGUCGGCCUGACCUCCGACCCGCAGGAACCGCGACCCGAUCAGGGGUUCUGGAAGCUAAACUGGAGCCGGGUCCUCAUAGAACCUCAGCUCUUUUGGUUUCAGAUGAUUGUUUUAGAGAAAUGUUGAAGAUGGUUCUGUUCUGCUUCCUGUUUGGACUCAGCAAAGCAGAACCGCUUCCUGUGGAAACCAAAAGUCUGGAAUCAGCUGAUUUGACCAGAACCAGAACCACAUGCUGAUGCGAAGAAAACGGUUCUGGCCUGGUUCAGUCAUGGACAACCAAACAGCUCCUAACUGUUCAGAAAUGAUCCGAUUGGUACCAGGUUCUGUUGAUACCAACAGAACCUGGUACCAACCUCAGGGUUUCUCCCAGUUUGUGUUCACCAGUUGCAUUGUGGUCCAAAUCUUUGCUUCGGUUCAUCGCGGUUCUGCUCAGCUCUCUGAAGGUCUCACAACAUUUUCAUCAGGUGAAGGCCUGGACUUUGACUAGGCCACUGCAGCACUUUGAUUCUCUUCUUCUUCAGCUGUGUUUGGAUCGCGGUUCUGUUCUGACCCAGUUCAGACUGAGCUUCACUUUGGACUCCAGAAUAGGUUUGGUUCUGUUGGACUUCAUUCAUUUCUGUCUCUGAGGUCCACCAGGUCCGUUUACCAGCUCCAGAACCCGACCAGAACCCCUCGGUGUAAAUUACCUUGAGAAAUAAUGAGCUUUGGUUAAAUAGAAAAACAGGCUUUAAUGGCGAAAGACGAUCGAAUGUUAGAAGCCAAACUUGUCAUAGAAACGGAUCAGAACCAGAGUUACAUUCUGGACGGAACCGGGUGAGGCAAAGACUGGAGGCCUGCGGUCCGAUCAGCUUCAGGCUGCCACCAGGCACACAUAAACAUGGCUACGUGAGCUGCAGCGUGUAAGCAGACAGAACAGUUCAGAAGAACAUCUCAACUGAGAGGAGAAACCAAAGCAAACGGAACUGAAGGUCAACAGAAAACAGGAAAAUUCAAUCAAAGAUACUUUAAUGAUUCCAAAGGAAAUUAAAUAAAAGCCUCAUCGACCUCCAGGCCUGCAGGGGGCGCCGAGUGUCUACUGAUGAACAGGAGCAGCUGUGUUAGCAAUGCUGAUUCCAGACCAAGAACUCCAGGAUUAUUCAGUGACGGCUGGACUCACCUGGACUCACCUGGACUCACCUGGACUCACCUGGACUCACCUGUCAGAUGGCCGCCGCUGUGGGAAUGAAGCCAAAGAAAGAAGAAAAUCAUUUUUCUGGUUGUAGAUUAUAGUAUAAUCAGCUCUUAUUUAUAAAAUUUAACUGGGUCUAUUCUGGUUCUGGUUCUGGUUCUGUCACAAAUCUCCAAACCAGAGGUUUUAAAAAAAGGAUCCAAAGAAUUUCUGCUUUUUGUGUGAACGAGUUCAGAAAGUUUUCUGUUGCUUUAAGGCUCUGUUGCUCCAGGGCGCCUCCAUGUGGCCAGUAAUUAUCCAGUAAUUAUUGUGUUUUCAGGUAAAAUCAUCUCAUUUAUGUUAGAAAAACGUUUUAUGUAAUAUUGUCUUCAUAAUGUUAAAUUUUUCUAACUUGAGAAAUGAUAUUAAUGUUAAUAUAAAUAAAUGCUGCUUCGCUGCUGCUUCCUGUC
Molecule: messenger RNA, 2440 nt
Organism: Poeciliopsis prolifica (blackstripe livebearer)
Lineage: Eukaryota; Metazoa; Chordata; Actinopteri; Cyprinodontiformes; Poeciliidae
Product: 15-hydroxyprostaglandin dehydrogenase [NAD(+)]-like
Exons: 7
Coding region: 48-833 (261 amino acids)
Cellular component (GO): cytoplasm
Molecular function (GO): oxidoreductase activity, acting on the CH-OH group of donors, NAD or NADP as acceptor
Source: RefSeq, a predicted model, not a curated record